Messenger RNA from Aspergillus wentii DTO 134E9, 1404 nucleotides. Its product is annotated as putative C2H2 finger domain protein. Gene Ontology annotation, biological process: regulation of transcription by RNA polymerase II. Gene Ontology annotation, cellular component: transcription regulator complex; PcG protein complex. Gene Ontology annotation, molecular function: DNA-binding transcription factor activity, RNA polymerase II-specific; RNA polymerase II cis-regulatory region sequence-specific DNA binding. Bases 468 to 1310 code for a protein of 280 amino acids. The record is from RefSeq and is a predicted model, not a curated record. Lineage: Eukaryota; Fungi; Ascomycota; Eurotiomycetes; Eurotiales; Aspergillaceae. The transcript has 4 exons.
CCGGCUAUCGCCUCCGUAUCAUCGCGUAACACUCCACUCCCGCCAAACAGCUACUGCUUAUUCUUCCUCUUAUUUGGCUUAUUAUUAUUAUGCUCAACGCUCAGCUCGACUCAGCGGCCUUUUGCAUUUCGAUCUAUCCUUCUGCGUCCCGACCAGGAUCUUCAUCACCUGUCAUAUCCUCACGAUCUCCAAUGGUCGCAGCUGUCCUUCGGGUUUAAAUUACAGCCACUCUCCUCUCUCUCCGCACGCCUCCUCUCCCAUCUUUCCACCCACCGAUCCUCCCAUCGCUCCUCGCCUUCCAUCUUGUCUUGUCUUUGGGGGUCGGAUCUUUUUCCUUCCUUUGCUUACUAGACUCGGUUUGGUGCUUCACCUCUUAUCAGCUAGCUGUGCAUCAUCGUCGACUCGGUUGUCUUUCCCCACCUCAGCUUAUCAUCUGUUUGUCCCGCAUCUCCCACACCACCCCAGUCAUGGCUCCGGGCAGUGGUCGCGAUUUCAACUGUUCCUGGGAACACUGUGGAAAGUCUUUCAAUCGCAAGUCGGAUCUUUGCAGACAUUAUCGGAUACAUACCAAUGAGCGACCUUACCACUGCACGGUCAAGGACUGCAACAAGAGCUUCAUCCAACGCAGUGCGCUGACUGUUCACUCGCGAACUCAUACUGGGGAGAAACCCCAUGUUUGUGACCAUGAAGGCUGCCACAAGGCAUUCUCCGACUCAUCCAGUUUAGCCCGUCAUCGUAGGAUUCACACUGGAAAGCGGCCAUAUAUCUGCCAAGAGCCUACAUGCGAACGAAGCUUCUGCCGCAAGACAACUCUGACCAAACACCAACACCGUUCCCACCCACCGGGGACCAUGACUCGACCAUCAUCCGAAGAUGCCACAUCGGAGCACUCCUAUCAGACUUCGGUGACCGCGUCAUUACCAAAUGAUCAGUAUCUUCUCGCCCAGCAACCUUACUAUCAACAGCCCCCGACUCCAAGCCAUGAGUUUUAUCAACAACAGAAUAUCCCAAUGGGCCAUGUUGCGGUACCAGAACCAGCACCCAUUGUGACCCAGAAUGUCCAGGUCCCGUCUCCGAUUGACCUUCAACAUGCGCAGCAGCAGUACAUGCAGCUCAUGCAACAACGAUACGACCAGAGCCGCCAGGGUUAUCUACCGCCAGAGUAUCACCAGCCUCAGUUUGCCGGCCAUCCCCUGGCCGAGGGACACCCUCUAAUGGUUUCGUACAACCCGGGCUUCUCUUAUAAAGCGCCAGCUCGCAUUCUCAACCAACCCGAGGGAACUGACUGGGGAUUUCUGGGAGUUGGCUGAGACGAAUUCCUCGUGAUUGAUAUAUUUCCGCUUUAUAUGUGUCUUUUUUUUUUUUUUUGCGACAAAUUCUCGUGGAAUAUCUUUUAAACCGGGA